GCGCAGCGUUCUUCUUGCGCACAUGCGCAGUGGCGCUGAGGCGAGGUCGCGGCGGAGCCGAGGCGCGGCGCGUUCCGGGCCAGGCUUCUCAGGCGCGGGCUGGAAGGGUCUCUUAAUCAUCCCUGCAAGUUCUGGGCUCCAAAUUUGUAACUAAGGCUGCUGACUCUACCUUGACCUUGUUCUGCCCCUGGCUGCAGCAGCCCUUGAGAGAAUGUCUUUGUGGCUGUAGCAUGAGACUUCAAGCAGUUGGCUCACUACUGGAAAAAUAAAGGAUACUGCCAGACUGACCUUCCUGUCUGUAGCAAUGUUCUCCCCGUGCAAGAGGAUGACCAGUUCUUCACGCUCCCAAAUCCUUCUAAUGUGGAAGCCAGACAAGGUUCAGAGUGGACCCCACAAUGUGGAGAAGGAAACGCAUGCUUUGAGACUCUUGCGUGACACUGAGACCUGUCGACAGAAUUUUCGAAAUUUCCCUUAUCCAGACAUAGCUGGUCCUCGAAAGGCGUUGAAUCAACUCCGAGAGCUCUGCCUUAAAUGGUUAAGACCUGAGAUUCGCUCCAAGGAACAAAUCUUGGAGCUGCUGGUGCUAGAGCAAUUCCUGACCAUCCUGCCUGGGGAGGUUAGGACGUGGGUGAAGUCCCAGUACCCAGAGAGCAGUGAGGAAGUGGUGACUCUGGUGGAGGAUUUGACUCAGAUUCUAGAAGAGGAAGCUGCUCCUCAGCAUUCUGCCCUUCCCCAACAGACCCCAGAGGAAGACCCCAAAGGAAGACCUGCUUUCCAGGCAGGAUGGUUAAAUGACUUGGUGACCAAAGAAUCAAUGACAUUCAAAGAUGUGGCUGUGGAUAUCACCCAGGAGGACUGGGAGAUCAUGCGUCCUGUACAGAAGGAAUUGUACAAGACUGUGACGUUACAGAACUACUGGAACAUGGUUUCUCUGGGACUGACCGUGUACCGACCAACUGUGAUUCCCAUGUUGGAAGAACCAUGGAUGGUGAUAAAAGAAAUCUUAGAAGGCCCUAGUCCAGAAUGGAAAACAGAAGCCCAAGAGUGUACUCCAGUUACAGAUACUUCUAAGUUCACAAAGACUGGUACUCAGACCAUCAAGUUGGAGGAACCAUAUGACUACGAUGACAGAUUAGAGAGGCAAGCAGCAGAUACCUUCAGGAAAAUUCCCACCAGCGGAAGAAAUUCCCCUUUGAAGUCCGUCCUCUCACAAGAAGAUGACCCUAUGGAAGAGUGUCUUAGUAAAUAUGAUAUAUAUAGAAAUAGUUUUGAAAAGCAUUCAAACCUAAUUAUUCAAUUUGGUACCCAAUCAGAUAAUAAAACUAUGUAUGAUGAAGGCAGGGCAACCUUCAAUCAUGUCUCAUAUGGUAUUGUACAUAGAAAGAUAUACCCUGGAGAGAAGCCUUAUAAGUGUAACGUGUGUGGGAAAAAGUUUAGGAAGAACCCGUCCUUCGUGAAACACCAAAGUACCCAUGCCAAAGAAAAAUCUCAUGAAUGUGAAGAAUGUGGGAAAGAGUUUAGGCAUAUCUCAUCCCUUAUUGCACAUCAGAGAAUGCAUACUGGAGAAAAACCAUACGAAUGCCACCAGUGUGGUAAAGCCUUCAGCCAGCGUGCACACCUUACCAUACAUCAGAGAAUUCAUACUGGAGAGAAGCCCUAUAAGUGUGAUGACUGCGGAAAAGACUUCAGUCAGCGUGCACACCUUACUAUACAUCAAAGGACACAUACUGGAGAGAAACCAUAUAAAUGCUUGGAAUGUGGUAAAACCUUCAGCCACAGUUCAUCACUGAUUAAUCAUCAGCGAGUUCAUACCGGUGAAAAACCUUAUAUAUGCAACGAGUGUGGGAAAACUUUCAGUCAGAGUACACACCUUCUUCAGCAUCAAAAAAUACAUACCGGAAAGAAACCGUAUAAAUGCAAUGAGUGUUGGAAAGUGUUUAGUCAGAGUACUUACCUUAUUCGACAUCAGAGAAUUCAUUCCGGAGAGAAGUGUUAUAAAUGUAAUGAAUGUGGAAAAGCCUUUGCUCAUUCCUCAACUCUCAUUCAACAUCAGACUACUCACACUGGAGAGAAAUCCUAUAUAUGUAAGAUAUGCGGAAAAGCCUUCAGCCAGAGUGCAAACCUCACUCAACACCAUAGAACACAUACUGGGGAGAAACCGUAUAAAUGCAGCGUGUGUGGAAAAGCAUUCAGCCAGAGCGUACACCUUACUCAGCAUCAAAGAAUUCAUAAUGGAGAAAAACCCUUCAAAUGCAAUAUAUGUGGGAAAGCAUAUAGACAGGGUGCCAAUCUCACUCAACAUCAGAGGAUUCAUACCGGAGAGAAGCCGUAUAAAUGUAAUGAAUGUGGGAAAGCUUUUAUUUAUUCCUCGUCACUUAAUCAACAUCAGAGAACUCAUACUGGAGAACGGCCCUAUAAAUGUAAUGAAUGUGAUAAGGAUUUUAGCCAGCGAACAUGCCUUAUUCAACACCAGAGAAUUCACACAGGAGAGAAGCCCUAUGCAUGCCGUAUAUGUGGUAAAACCUUCACCCAGAGUACGAACCUCAUUCAGCAUCAGCGUGUUCAUACUGGUGCCAGACAUCAUAAUUAAUGGAUAUGGCAGAUGACUUCACUUAGGUUUUACAGUUCACCCGAAUUUUAUUUUGUGCUCUGUUAAAACAUUAUUCAAAAGAAGUGCAAUAUAUGUUAGAUAUCAGCAGAAGUAUCAAAAGAAGUAUCAGAAUUAGUAAUGUGGAUAUAAGCUAUUUAAAUUUAAUGUGAAAUUUAAAAAGAAAACUUUAUUCACUUCUUAACCUUUAUUUGAUACUAGUUCAAUUCAUUCCAGAGAGAAACCCAAUCUGUAACUCAUCAACUCUUAGUGUAUUUGAAGUACUUCUUAAUGAGACCUUAUGAAUGUAACUUGGGAAAGCUUCCAUCAAGUAGGGAUUUCACACUAGCAAGGAAUCUUGGGAUAAUUGAAAAAGCUGCUUUAAGGCCUUUAUUACUUCCCAGCUUUGAAGCCUUAAAUACAUAAGGGGUUCCCUUCCCUUUUCCUAUUAAUGCCAUAACUGCCAUGUGGAGCCAGUAGGUUUGCAAAAUAUAUACAGUGGAAAGUAUCUUAAUUUCUAUGUGACAACUGUGUAAUUACAUUUUGCUUUACUGAAAUAUUCAAGGAAGAGAAGCUUAAUGAAACAUGAUCUGUUAGGAUAACUAAUGUAUAUAUAACCUUUAGACAUGUACAAAUUAAACAGGCAAAAAUUAAACACCCAUCCUUAAAUUCACCUUUAAAACAUAUUAGCCUUAGUUUCACUAGGUUUUGACAUCUGUCAUCCUAAAGGAAAAAAUAAGAAAGUUACCUUUUUUUUUUCACCUGACUCCUAAACUCAUAACUUGAGGUUCCCCUGUGGCUAUUUUGCCAUAGAAAGCCCAUUUCCAUUGAGACCCAUUUCUCGAGUGCCUACUGUGCCCAGGGCCCAGACUUCCCAACUGGAUCUUCACAGGGCUUGUGCUGAAAACCACAGCUGAUUUAACAACAGAAAGCUUACUAAAGUAGUGAAAUGUGACAAAGGACAUGGUCUUAACUAUUAAGUACUGUCACAGAAUGACAUAGGAAGCGUACUAAAAUGGGUUGCCAAAUGCGAUCCCAUAUCCCAAGACAAAGCAGUAGUGAAAGCAGCUAUUUACAGUGUGAGGGAAAAACAAGUCAUGGAAAAUAGAUUUAAGUUCACUACAGAAAGUGGGUCAGGGAAAAAAAUCAAGGGUGAAAACUUAGCAGUGAAGAAAGAAUACACAGGUAACUUACAACAUGAACUAUUGUCGGACUUGGGUUACCUAAGAAAGUAAGAGUGGCUAAUUAAGACUAAAUUCAGCCUGUUUAGAAGAAAGAACUAAAAAUGAAGCAACUGAUUUUAAAGGAAUAAUUGGAAUUGGUUCUUUUUCAUACGUGUAAGUAAAAUAGGGAUUACUCUUAAAAUGUCAAAACGUUUACUGGAAAAAGCAUUGAUGCAGAAACUGUCAUUGAUGCAACAAUCACUAGACAAUAUUAACUAAGUUUGUGGGGUCCUGAACAUAAAAGGAAAACAGGCAAAAAUGCAAAUAGAAACAGGUAAAGAUACUAUUGUGCUUAAUAUCCACAGCAUUCCACGAUCAGAAUAUAAGACCAUAUUCUGAGAGCUGAGAUUUCAUCUUGCUCUUGUUUCUUCAGUGCCUUGCGUGUAGGUUGUGGUCGAUCUAUGUCGGUUGAAUUAAUAAGUAGGUAAGUUAGAAUUGAGUAAUAAGGUAUAAUUAACGGAUAUGGAGUGAAGGUGGUUGAAUUUAAAAUACUUUUGUGCACACAUGCAAAGAAAUACUUGACAAAUACUGGUCAUUCACUGGGUAAGAGGAACUACUUAAAAUUGAAGAAGCAGAAUUCUUAACAGUGGGGAUAUUCCUAAAGAAAUCGUGGGACGUCAUUGCACAGGAAGUUUUCCUGAGCUAGAUGAAGAAAAACUGAUCUAAAUUCUGGUGCCAUAAAUACCAUUUUAAGCAUAUGAUUGACCAUUGCAGUCUCGUUUGGAUGUUACUGUUGAUAGCAAACGUCCUGCAGACAGGUGCCGAAGGAAAGACCUGGGGUGCUAGCAUCUUCAAGGCUUUCUUGUUGAGUGUUUUCUUCAAGAAGCUACUGCUUUCCCUUGUCUUCACCUCCGUUAACCCUGAUGUCAUGGAAUCAUCCUUCACAAAGUGUAGAUUGUCUUCAGGUUACAUAAUACUCGAGUUAGGCUUAUGCCAUAGUUACCAUGUUAGAAAUAACCGUUGUACUUAAGAUGCAAUUUUUAUUUAUAAUGCCACUUCAAAUCUUACACAACACUUUUUCCCCUCCUGGCAUGAAUGUGUGGAGUAUUGCAGUCCAUAGCGCCUUUUUUCGCUUUAAUUUGUAUUUCCUGCCUUUGUUUUAUGUAAAUAAUGCAUUUAUAAAGUCUUCCACUGAUACGCUGAGGCAAUGGAUGCCCUUAGACAGUAACAGAAUAGUGGAGAGUCAUGGAUCUUUGUGUAUUUUUCCCACUUUUUUACAGUUGUCUGAUCCACAUGUAAUUCAAGUUUUUUGGUUUUUUGUUUUUUUUUUUAGCAGAUAGUCUUAUUUUCCACAACUUUUUAUUACAAAGAUGUUGAAAUAUACAGAAAAGUUAAUAAAAUGAACGGUAUAUCUACCACCUAGCUUUAAAAUUUUAACAUUUUUUACUGAACGACUGGAAAGUUAAUUAGACGUGACAUUUCACGCCUAAAUACUUCAGCAUGCAUCUCAUAAAAAUAAGGACUUUCACAUUACCGCGUACAUUACAUACCUUGAAAAAUGAGUAAGAAUUCUCUAAUCUUUAAUGUUUCAUGUUUAAAAUUUCCCUGCUGAUCCCAACAAGUUUCACACAUUAUGUUCAAUUACUAUGUCUGUUUCAUCUGUCCAGGUGUCUCCACUUCUGAUUUUCUCUAGGACUUUUUUUUUUUUUUUUCAACGUUUAUUUAUUUUUGGGACAGAGAGAGAGCAUGAACGGGGGAGGGGCAGAGAGAGAGGGAGACACAGAAUGGGAAGCAGGCUCCAGGCUCUGAGCCAUCAGCCCAGAGCCCGACGCGGGGCUCGAACUCACGGACUGCGAGAUCAUGACCUGGGUGAAGUCAGACGCUUAGCCGACUGUGCCACCCAGGCGCCCCAGGACUUUUUUUUUUUUUUUUAACUUUUUAUUUUUAUUUUUUUUUAUUUUUUUUUUUUUCAACGUUUAUUUAUUUUUGGGACAGAGAGAGACAGAGCAUGAACGGGGGAGGGGCAGAGAGAGAGGGAGACACAGAAUCGGAAACAGGCUCCAGGCUCUGAGCCAUCAGCCCAGAGCCUGACGUGGGGCUCAAACUCACAGACCGCAAGAUCGUGACCUGGCUGAAAUCGGAUGCUUAACCGACUGCGCCACCCAGGCGCCCCCUUUUUUUUUUUUUUUUUUUUAAUAGAGCAGGUCAGUUGUAGAAUGUCUCACAUUCAGGAUUUAACGGAUUGUUUACAUAUGGUUUAUCUUGUUCCUGUACCCCCUGUGGCUUCUGUAAAUUAGUAUUUAUGGCCAAAGCCUUGAUUGGAUUCAGGUUAAAUAUACAUGUUUAAUAUUAACACUUCACCGAUGUUUCUCCUGUUGCAUCAAAUCAAAAGUCUUAUUAGUAUCUGGUUGACCAUCUGUGAUGUGAAUCAUGGUAAUCACCGUAUCUUCCCAAUGUGCAGAUGUGUUUUUUCCGUUGCAGUUAGUCCGGACUGACGCUGGCAGGGUGUGGAUAGCUUGUUCACCAAGAACUUUUCACCUGGUACUUGUAGUACCCAGUGAUGACAAUCGUUCCCCAAAUCAGUUAUUUCCUUAAGAUUGGCAAAACGGCAAUUUUCUAUCAUUCUCUCAACGUUUCCUGAUGCGUAAGUCUGUAAGGCAGAGCUUUCUGUCAUUUGGAACUGCACUAGAGGCAAGGUGCUACUUAAAUCCUUUACUUACCAGUUUUCAGAGUGAGGAGUUGGCAGUGAUGACAGACUAUUCCGUGUGCUUACGUCAAUCAUGGCCAUGGUUUCUGUUGCUCAAAUUGUCCCACAUGUGGCCAGUUGGAACCCUUCCAGUAGCUCUUAUGUCCCUUGUCAUUCCUUCUCUAGCCUUUGGGGACUUCAUUGCCUUCUGACACAAGAGAUCUCAGGUUCAAUGCCCCAGAUAUGGAAUGAGCCAUGUCUCCCGCAAUCCCUGGCUAAGUCAGCAACUAUUUAGAAACCAAGAUCUGGACGCUAGGUAUGCUCGUUGCUGCCGGGGUGUCAUUAGCAGGUAGCCUUUGGGUCUUAACCAUUCAACUUAGUUCUUGUAAAGGCAACUCUUUGCGCUCAUUUCAUCAGUGAAGAGCCGUCAUUACAUACUGGGACAAACUGGGGAGCAAACAACUUAGCCUUUUAAGCAUACAACUAAACUGGAGAGGACGGAAGUGAUAUGUAUACUAGAAAGCAGCAAGCGCAACCCCAAGAGGUCUUGUACCAGGACCAGCAGAGUUUAAGGAAGGGAGCAUGUCAGUUAAUAUGUGGUACCUAGUAUGUGUUAACUAUUACAUGUCUUGGUAAUUCAUGUAUUUAUAAGCUAAUCAUCUUUCCCAUCACAUUCCUUAAGGCAGGUUUCUGAUAAGAUCUAAAUCUGAACCCUGAGGAUCUGUUUCCUGCAAAUCUAAGUGCUAGUUUUUCUUGCUAAACUUUUAUUUGGUCUUCAAAACUAAGAGUGUUAGGUUUCAUUCUUCAACUGUAUCUUCUGGUAUCAAUUCACUUGCAUGUGCCUGUAAAUGUGCUUAGUCGUCUAUUUUGUUACUCUCUUCCUGGCUCUAUAUUUCACUACAGUUACUAGCCCCUUGGAACACUGUAGCCAUUAAGAAUGGCAAGCAUGUGCACUACAGUGAUCUGUGUAAAUAUGUGUGUGAACUCGCAAGCAACGCUAAGUCCUCUGUAUGGAUGGGGAAAGUGAUACCCGUGAUGCUGAAGUGGCUUGCCUGAGGUCAUACAGUCCUACAGCGACAGAAUAAGGGUUCGGACCCAUGCCUCCGGCACUUAGUUGAAUUCUUCCUGUAAAAUUAAUGCUAAUGGAAAUCCCGAGCACAAACAGUAUGUACCUACAAUUUUAUAAAACUGUAUUUUGAUGAGA
Molecule: messenger RNA, 7640 nt
Organism: Leopardus geoffroyi (Geoffroy's cat)
Lineage: Eukaryota; Metazoa; Chordata; Mammalia; Carnivora; Felidae
Gene: ZNF287
Product: zinc finger protein 287
Exons: 6
Coding region: 305-2590 (761 amino acids)
Biological process (GO): regulation of DNA-templated transcription
Cellular component (GO): nucleus
Source: RefSeq, a predicted model, not a curated record